Heterobasidion irregulare TC 32-1 is the source of this 2077-nucleotide messenger RNA. RefSeq names its product putative B mating type protein. The record is from RefSeq and is a predicted model, not a curated record. The transcript is spliced from 5 exons. Gene Ontology annotation, cellular component: membrane. Bases 69 to 1802 code for a protein of 577 amino acids. Gene Ontology annotation, molecular function: mating-type factor pheromone receptor activity. Lineage: Eukaryota; Fungi; Basidiomycota; Agaricomycetes; Russulales; Bondarzewiaceae. Gene Ontology annotation, biological process: G protein-coupled receptor signaling pathway.
GUUCUGCAGACUUAAGUUAGACCUCUGCAUUCCGUGCUCGAGGCCUGAAUUCUGUUCAGCUGCCCGCCAUGCGCACUGAGCUAUCAGCGUUCUCCUUCUUGUCUAUAUUUUUCCUCCUUCUAAUUUCACCCAGUCAAUGGAAAUCUGCCAGCGUUCCGAAUAUCUUGACUAUUGCUUGGUUGCUUGUCUGUAACAUCAUCCAUGCAGUCAACUCUUCGAUUUGGGCGGGCAAUGUAUUCGUCCACGUCCCAAUUUGGUGCGAUAUAGCAACAAAGGUUCUAUUAGGCGUGAUGAUUGCCGUACCAGGCGCCUUUCUCUGUCUUUGCCGUCGCCUGGAGAGAAUCUCCUCCAGAGACGAGACCCGACUUAAAGGGAAUAAGCAACACACAAGGGUUUUUGAAGCAUUCUUGUGUCUCUUUUUGCCCGUCGUCUACAUGGCUCUGCAUGUAAUUGUACAGGAUCACAGAUUUGACAUUGUUGAGGACUUCGGCUGCCAACCCGCAACCUUUAUGUCACUCCCUGCGUUGAUCAUCGUUUGGCUCCCUCCCUUAGUAAUCUCCGUCGUCGCAUUACUUUACUGCGUGUCUGCGUCAAUAAACGUUGCCAAAAGUCGUUACAACUCUUGGCCUCUUUUCCCUUCAGCACCUGAGAUGUCAUUGUCCUUGUUCGUUCGUCGAGUCGUCUUUGGGGUCACAGGGAUGACAUAUACGGUGGUCGUGUAUGUCUUCAUCUCGUCCACAGUAACUCUCAGUGCUUGGUCGUCAAUCUCCGACGUUCAUGCACAGUUCUCGAAGAUCGAGAUCUUGCCUCUUGGGUCGGCCGCAGGCACACAGAAUGAGCUAAUCUGGUGGGCUAUACCGCUUUGGACUAUACUCAUAUGCAUUACCUUCGCGUUUGAAGAAGAGAUGGCACAGAAUUAUCGCUCUCUGAUUAACUGGAGUUUCCGGCGCAUUGUCGGAAGAGAUAUCCUUUCUGUAAGAUCGAAAUAUGACGACAUGAUUACUACCACGUCCACAACACCCAUUCACUUGCUGAAGUCAGGUUGGGACGACACGCUCAAUACAAAAUCUUCCAUAUUUACCCUCAAGCAGAAGCGUAGCGUCUUCGCGCAAAAUACGUCUGCUUUGACUCUCUCAACGCUGAGUCCUCCAGCGUCUCCGGAAGCGGAUGCUUCAUUCACACAGUCCACUCUUACAUACCUCGAAUCAGAUACUGCGCGUCAACUUUGUCUCCCGUCCCCGCCUCCGACCUCCCAGUCACAGAUCCACUCAUCGUCCACUUCAUCACCAAUUGACACGCAGGAUCGUGUCAUCAUACCGCCUUCUCAUUCAACUGAAGCCCCGAUACCUACCUCACCCUCCGAGUCUAUGCUUUCCUCUGCUGCGUGGCCCGAACCGCCCAGAACUAUUCCUUCGCCCCAACGCAUAGCCCCAUCAUCCGCUGACACCCGUGCCAACGCCUCCUCUGUUGCAGGCCCCGCCUCAGCAUUCUCACAUCCUUACGCAUAUGCGACACCCUCGAGCCCCACGCGCUCUGCCUCAUCUGCGCUCAGCGCAAUGUCGUCUGGACGCCUUGACUUGUUUGGCUACCCACUUCUUCCCAUAGCCCGCCCUGCUCACCAGAUGCGUGACAUCCCCUUGAAUGUUGCCGGUCCGAGCAUGAUGCCUAUUCCGAAUCCAAACCCUCUGCCGCGACGAUAUGCAAGCGUACCGCGCUCGACCAGAGAGCAUCAGCAUCGUUCUUCGAAGAAGGCUAGGAAAUUAGCGGGAAUCCAUAUGACUGUGGUGAAGGAAACGGUCUGAGUAUCUCAAAGGUUUGAAUAUUAAGAGAAAUUGGCGAUCGAUUCGCUCCUGAAACGGGAUUAUAAUGCUCUAUGAUGCCUCGCUAUUUAUGCAGAUUUAUGCCUUUCACUAAUCGUCUUCUGCGUAUGAGUAUACUUCACGUUAUCAAUGUCCUUUCUCAUCCCAGUGUAUCGUUCUACAUCUCUACUUCAUUGGUUUUCAUCCUGACAACUUCUGUAUUUAUUCCAUCUCCGAAUGUAUCAUAUGCUUGCCUCGAGAUAUAUUUUCUGUCACUU